AAAGGUUGGAAGAUGAGACAGGGAAUUUGUGUCUGCCAGGCAGAAAUGGAUGGAAACUGAAGAAGUUAUAAAACUGCCUUGUGCCUUGCUCAAACCGGAAAAGAGGUUGAAGAGUGAGGAGCGUGUCACCAAAGCAACAGAAUUCCUCCGCAACCACCACCGCCCCUGCACCAUCACUACCACCACCAGGAUGAUCUCAGACAUCAUACAGCACACCCUAGCUCCUCCUCCUUCCCAUGGCUCCCGAUUUACUCUCCACUGGCCUGUUAAAAAAUCCACAAAUCCUCUCCUCCCUGGCCCAGAAUGUGACAAAAUGCUCUUUCAUCACCGGACAAAUACACCACCAGGUGGUACCCCCUCCGCUGUUCUUGCAGGGACCACUGUCAUUAAGUGGUCUUUCAGCCCUGCUGUCAGGAUCAGGAAGAAGAGGUGGAUGCUGCAUCAGAGCUUAGAUAGCAUUCCCCUGGUGAGGUUGCAGCCGCUGUGAAGGACACAAGAGGAGCAGGACUUUUCUCCCUGUAUCUCGCAUCAGCCAGAAUCUUGAUUAAGCAUGCCAUCAUGACAACUCCACUUUCCCCUGGAUUCACUGUCGUAAAUUGUCUGAUUAUGCUUGAAAUGAUGUUAUAAAUGACUCUGUGGGAUACCUAAAGGUUGGGGAGAUGCUUUUCAACUGGAUUCAAUGCAUUCCUUCCUCCCACCUCCUAAAUUUUGAUCACUGCUAAUCACAAAUCAACAGCCAGCCUACAACAGCUUCUCAGCAGGAGUUUAAUAAAUGUGUCUCUGAUUAAAGUGUUCUUGAGUAAUUGAAGCGAAUUUAUGGCAGGCUUUUACACCACAGUUUAUCCAUCUAGUCUUUCAUCAGCCGGCAACAUGCACUGCAGGACUUUAUUAGACUGUUUUGCUACUAACAACAAAUCCCAGCGUCUGAGAAGAAAAGUUGAUGAGAAAAAUCAAACCUGUUGUACCAACUGAAUUGUUGUCAAUCAUUUUAUUCACACUGCAGAAAUAACAUUUCCACUGACUAUGAAUAAAUUUUCUAAAAUUUGUCAAUACAUCAAACAAUUUAGACCCUUCUAUCAUCAAACCAUUCAUAAAAAUUAUA
Acanthaster planci (crown-of-thorns starfish) is the source of this 1102-nucleotide messenger RNA. RefSeq lists its product as uncharacterized. The record is from RefSeq and is a predicted model, not a curated record. NCBI's taxonomy places the organism in Eukaryota, Metazoa, Echinodermata, Asteroidea, Valvatida, Acanthasteridae.